AUGAUCCGCAUUGAUUUAAAUGGCGCAACACCCCUCUCCGUUUCACAGACCAAACUACAGUCUCUCUACACAAAGACGCUUUCCGUGUGUAAGAAUGAUUUAGUGAUGGGCAAAUUCAUUGGGAAAGGGUGUUAUGGCUCCGUCUACAAAUCACAACUAGCUGGAUUGAAUGUUGCAGUGAAAGUGUUUCACCAACGUCCACGUGGUGAGAAGGUUGACAAAUUUAUCAGUGAGAUGUCAUUACUUCAAAGUAGUCAUCACAAGAAUGUAGUUCUCUUCAUAGGACUCUGCAAAGAGCCCAAUAGAGUCUCUAUAGUCACUGAAUAUAUUCCAAUGGACUUGGACAAGCUCCUCCAUCAUCAAGAAGACAUCGUUGGCAUCGAUUUCUCAAAGUUCGACUUCUCCUUUGAAAACAAGAUCAACAUCGCAGAGCAAUGCGCUUUGGGAAUUCAAUGGGUCCACAACAGAUUCGACAUCAUUCACAAAGACAUAAAACCUCCUAACUUUUUGGUCGACUCGGACUUCACCGUCAAAAUUUGCGACUUCGGAUUCGCGGAAGUAUUAACUGACGAUGUAAGAUAUGAAGGAACUCCAAUGUACUCCUCCCCAGAAAUUAUUAACAAAACACCAGGGCUAGGUAAGGCAACAGAUAUAUACUCCUUUGGAAUAACGCUUUGGGAAAUUUUUUAUAGAGCUCAACCUUUCAGAGAGUAUUUAGCAUCCUUUAAAGACUCUAUCACUCUGUUUGCUAAUUUCAUUAACAAAGGUGGACGGCCGUUUAUGCCAGGAGAAGCUACAGAAGACACGGACCCCCAACAUUAUAGAGAAUAUUAUGAAUAUGAAAUGCAAAGCACCCCACUCGAAAUUGAGAAUUUAAUAAAAAGAUGUUGGUCUGCUGAUCCUUUGCUACGACCAGAUAUCAAUGAAUUAGUCAAAAGUCUAUCAGACAUCAAGUUGAGAAUGAUGUUAGGGAACAACUCGUCAGUUGAGUGGUGGAAAACACACGUCUUGUCGCAAUUGUCAUCGAGUGAGACUUCGACGAACUCUGCACUCUUUUUAGAAGAACUUAAUUUGACAUUUAGUGACACAAAGGAGACUCCAGAGAAACAACACUUCAGUGAAAUUCUCAGUAAAGUUGGUGAGGAGAAUCAAGUCGACUUGGAACGAUUCAGUUUUUUACUCUCUGUCUUCGGUGAGUUUGUAACAAAGAAAGAACUCUUCCAAAAGAUGAUCAAUGUCUUCCAACAACAAUGGUAUUUUCCUCUGGUACCUCGCGAAGUUGCCUUAUCAUUCCUUGAAGGACAAAUAGAUGGCACUUUUAUGGUUCGAGAAAGUCAUAGCACACCUACACACCCGCUCACUCUAUCUAAAAGAGAAAACGGAACUACUGUAAACUCAAGAAUCAAAUGUACACUCAAUAAAGACAACGAAAUUACUUAUUCUAUAACUACUAAAGGGUUCUCUAUUACUAAUAAUAACUUGUGUGCUAUUGUUGAGCAACUCAUUAGCAAUGGCGUCGUAACUGUGCCUUGUAGAAAGGAAAUUAAUGAUUCAAUUUACUGA
Molecule: messenger RNA, 1563 nt
Organism: Entamoeba invadens IP1
Lineage: Eukaryota; Evosea; Mastigamoebida; Endamoebidae
Product: receptor-interacting serine/threonine protein kinase, putative
Exons: 2
Coding region: 1-1563 (520 amino acids)
Biological process (GO): protein phosphorylation
Molecular function (GO): protein kinase activity; ATP binding
Source: RefSeq, a predicted model, not a curated record